Messenger RNA from Hypomesus transpacificus, 3801 nucleotides. RefSeq names its product fasciculation and elongation protein zeta-2-like. NCBI's taxonomy places the organism in Eukaryota, Metazoa, Chordata, Actinopteri, Osmeriformes, Osmeridae. Gene Ontology annotation, cellular component: axon; cytoplasm. The coding region runs from base 96 to 1235 and encodes 379 amino acids. The record is from RefSeq and is a predicted model, not a curated record. The transcript has 9 exons.
CUCUGCUGUUUUUCGAUUCUUGUCCAACACCGAUGAACAACACCGUCUAGCAGCUGAACGGGGAGGACAAAAUCCAACGGUGUCCUACGGCAGUCAUGGCGGCGCCGUUAGCCCACUUCGAUGAGGACUGGCAAGAUUUUAACGAAUUCAAGCCGGUGACCGAUUCUCCAAACCGACUGGAUCUUCUGAACUCGAACACCGGCGACUCGUCGUCGGGCCUGGAAGAUUUGUCCGACCUGGACAACAGCUUCUCCGGUGAAAUUUGCAGCUUCAAAUCGAUGGAAGACCUUGUCCAUGACUUCGAUGAAAAGCUGAACGUGUGCUUCCGAAAUUACAACUCUAAAACCGAAAACAUAGCCCCCAUUAAACCUAUAGCGGAAGACACUUUCCUGAAAGAUGACGAGGUGUGGAACGCGCUGACUGAUAACUAUGGCAACGUGAUGCCUGUGGACUGGAGGACAUCUCACACACGCUCUCUCCACCUCCCCACACUCAACCUGAGAGACCAGCAGCAGCAGGAGAGCUGUCCUCUGGAGCUGUCUGAUGAUGAGGAUCUGAGGGAGCAGAUGGACAUGCACUCCAUCAUCGUAUCCUGCAUCAGCAACGAGCCCCUCUUCACUGCUGAGCAGGUGAUGGAGGAGAUUGAGGAGAUCAUGCAGGAGUCUCCAGACAUGGAGGAUGAGAGACAGACCCUCCCCCCUGAACUGAGCAUGCUCGCACACCCUGGCUCCAGCUGCCUUCUCCGACUGAGGCAGCUUACAGUGCCUGCGCUGACGGAGGCUCUGGAGGAGGUGGAGAGGCAGAUCAGAGCCUUCAGCGAGGAGCUCAUCCAGCAGCUGGCUCUCAGAGACGAGCUGGACUUUGAGAAGGAGGUGAAGAACGGCUUCAUCUCUCUGCUGAUCGAGGUGCAGAACAGGCAGAAGGAGCUGAGGGAGCAGAGGAGGAAGACCCGGCCUGCCCCCCAGGGGGCCCGCGCCCACCGCACACACGUACCGGGGACGCUCUUCACUAUAGAGGGACUCUCCUCUGUCAUUCAAAAUGGCCUCCGUCAAACUUUCAGCACAACAGGAAGGGACAAGCAGUACCUGACCACAGUGAUCCCCUAUGAGAGGAAGACUUGCUCGGUGGAAGACCUCCAGAUCCUCACCAAGAUCCUGCACGCUAUGAGAGACGACAGUGACAAGGUGCCCAGUCUGCUAACAGACUACAUUCUGAAAGUUCUGUGCCCUACUUAAACCCAGACGAGUUCCAGAACAUUCUAGAAGUCACAAAUGGAACACGCCAAGCGUUGGGACAUUCUGGAACACUCCCAUGAAUUAAGCCCCUCCCCCUUUCUGUAGUACGAGGCUUCUUCCUGUGGCUGUUUUUCUCCUCGACACCCUCGAGUGUUGAGAUUUUAACGUGUGAUAUUUUAGCUGAUUGACUGCCUGUACCCUUUUCCAAUCUUAAGCGUGUUUUAAUGUUUAAGUACUAUCUCUCGUAAAUUUGUACGUUGUCUCUGCAUGUUAGGUUCUCUUUAUUAGCAGUAUUACUCAUUGCAACCUGCACUCUGAUUGGCCAUUUGCCGUGACAGGAUGCUGUAGUGACUUUGUGUCUCAGUGGGCAGGAUGAGUUGUGGGAACCAAUGGGAGCUUGGCUCCUUCAAUCAGAGAGCACCCAUUGGUUCAUAGCAGUAGAUGAUGGACAGCUCUGGCAGUCAGCUGACAUCUUGUUUUCCUAAAAGAGGAAUGUUACAACCUUCUAUCACAUCGUCAAUAUAGCGUUGCACCUGUUCUCCAUGCUGCUUUAUACUCUAAUAGUGUAGGUACACAAACAUUAGAAGAAAAACAAACAUAUAUUUUAUAUACUUAUGAUCUUAAAAUUGCACAGUUUGGAAACACUUUUUAUGAUAAUUUCUUAACAAAAGGGACAGGAAAUGUAGGGACUGAAGUGGAAUGUGUAGAGGAUGUUGGAUGUGUAAAGGAUGUUGGAUGUGUAGAUGAUGUUGUUGCUGGAAGGUGGUGGUUUUGAGAUUAGAGGCUGUGACGGUGCUAGUCUGAGAGGAUGUUAGUCCGAGAGGAUGUUAGUCCGAGAGGAUGUUGCCGAGCAGCGACCAGGUCUGGUGACCAGAGUCCAGCAUCAUGCUGAGCCAACAGAUGUAGUGAUGCAUCAGUCUGCAGGAGAUCGCUAGUCUGACGAAGAAUGAGACUGAAGGUUGAUAUCGUGAAAGAUUUAUUAUUUGCUGCUCAUCGUACAUCCAUGUUUUUACAGUGCCGAAGCAUCACUACUACAUCAGUACAGUGUGGUAGUGGUACUAUCAGACACUAACAACACAUCUAUCAUCGAGAGUGUGCACUGAUGUGCUUUUUAUACACACACACACACGUAUGCACGUACACAUGCAUACUUAUACACACACACCCUAGAUGCAUCUAGGCAUACAUACAUACACACACAUGUACACAACACACACACGUCCUAGGUGCCCCUAACUACCCUCAGGUACUUGGUCAGGUACACCGCAUCCAUGUGACCCUGAACCACCGUCACUAAGGAUAAUGAUGAACAAGCUCAGUGUAGAUGUCUGCCAGCAGUGCAGACUAUAGCACCGUUCUUCAACCACACUCAUGUUGUGCUGGUUCUCCUGGCUGAGUUUCUUGUUACUUUAGCAUUAGUUGACGUUAGUUGAUGUUGUAUCUGUUAGCCUGCUACUCUUUGUUUAAAGACCGUAAACUGAAUCCUCAUCCCUAAAUCUCCAGUAGCUAAAGCUACAUGUGUGGUAUCUCCAACAUUCUAGUGUUGUAGGCUACCCUUUAAGGACUUAUUAGUGGUUGUGAUGUGAUAUCAGUAAGCAGAUGUAGCGGUGUAGUGAUACUAGCAUUGUUGUGGCGCUAGUACCUUCAGCCUUGUUUAGUAGCAUCGGGACAUGUUUUCGUACUUUGACAGAUCAUGGUAGAUUAACCCAAUUAAAGGGAUUCCUAAGGUUGGCAUUUAGAAUGUUUGGGAUGUCGUCCGGGGAUCAUUCAGUCUGUGUGUGUGUGUGCGAAUUCUUUGAGGCGUUAUUGACCAACAAGGAAAGUAAUGAAUAUGCCUCGUCAACUUCAGUAAUUGAAACCAGCCCCACAGUAGUUGGUGUAUAGAUUAAUGUUGGUAGCUAAUCGUCUCGUAAAUUGUAAACACCUUUUAAAAGCAUUCAACACCCGCAUGGGUUGCAUGCACGUUACAGCUGCAAACAUAUUUAGAGAAUGACACCUGAAUAUAUGAAUUGUAUCACACUAGACGGGCUAUAUAUCGGAUAUAUACAGUAUCCACGGGCAGCGAACCAUUGUUCAUGUUAAAAAAAACAAACAAGUAAUGUCGAACUGAAAUGUGUUCCAAGAUUUUCAGAUAGAUUUCCUCGUCCCUGCUGCUUGGUAGCAGGACGGUUGCUAGGUGUUGUCGUUAAGUACGUGGUCAGUUUACGGACUGAGACUAAGCCCCGCCCCGUCCGGCCUGGUCUUUUUAGCAGACAUAUCAUCAUAUUCAUGCUUAACAAGAGAUUUAUAUUUAUAGAGAAACUCAAACAACAAAUAAGGCUGCCUUUCUAAACGCCUGACAUUUUUGUAUAUUGAAUCGACUCGAUUAUUUUUAAUGCUAAAAUACUUGUUCCCCCAUUUGGGGUUUUUCUGUUUUCUGUUAUCCUUGUCAUGUGAUGUGAACUUAAGUACAUUAAUUUAUUAAGAAAAUGUUUGUUUUGUAACCGUAUUAUCAACUGUAGUGGUACAUGUGUUUUGUGCCAGAAUUGAAUUGCAACGAAUUUCAAAUAAAUCCAUAUGUUUACUA